Lachancea nothofagi CBS 11611 is the source of this 186-nucleotide messenger RNA. Lineage: Eukaryota; Fungi; Ascomycota; Saccharomycetes; Saccharomycetales; Saccharomycetaceae. The record is from the annotation of a GenBank genome assembly.
AUGGUCAAACCUAACCCUUAUCUGCUAGGUCGGUACCUGGAUCCCUUAUUCGCCAUUUGCGUGGGAACAGUGAGCUAUUUCUCGUACGAAAGAAAAGCCGGGAGAGAAGAGGGUCACUCUUUGAAGCAGCUACUCAGUAAAAGAUUUGAGAGAAUUCGUGCAGGAAAGCAAUCGGGACAUAUAUAG